Molecule: messenger RNA, 3286 nt
Organism: Gopherus evgoodei (Goodes thornscrub tortoise)
Lineage: Eukaryota; Metazoa; Chordata; Testudines; Testudinidae
Product: probable G-protein coupled receptor 33
Exons: 3
Coding region: 249-1298 (349 amino acids)
Biological process (GO): phospholipase C-activating G protein-coupled receptor signaling pathway; positive regulation of cytosolic calcium ion concentration; inflammatory response
Cellular component (GO): plasma membrane
Molecular function (GO): G protein-coupled receptor activity; complement receptor activity
Source: RefSeq, a predicted model, not a curated record
CACAGUGGCAAAUUCCAGCAAGACCACAGAGACCAUGAAGAUCCCUCACCUGACCUCUGCUGUGUUGCUUUUUAUCACCUUCCUGCUUCUCCAGCUCACACAGCAGGUGGAGGCGGAGCGUGUAGAAGACACAAAGUUAAGGGGAGUGACCUCAUCACACAGGGCAGCACAGACUCACGGACGCUUUGCUGGGCAAACACCCACCAUCCAAGUCUCUCUGCGCUGGGUCCUGCGCUGCCCAGGGCACCAUGGACCAAGGGAACACGACUCUCCCAUCAACCACUCAGGAGAGUUCCAGUCAGCCCCCAGCAGCAGUGAACACCGCUCACCUGGCCUCUGCAGUGUUGCUCUUCCCCACCUUCCUGGUGGGUGUGGUGGGGAACGGGCUGUACCUAUGGGUGCUGGGGCUGAGGAUGAGGAGGACGGUGACCACCCUCUGGUUCCUCUCCCUGAUCUCCUGCAACCUCCUCUUCACCCUGAUGACCCCCUUCUUCAUCGUCUACCUCCUCAUGGAUUUACACUGGGUCUUCGGCACAGCCAUGUGCAAGCUCCUCUAUACCUUCAUCUCUGUGGAUAUGUUCACUUCUGCCUUCCUUCUCACCCUCCUCAGCCUGGACCGCUACAUCCUCACUCACCAUCCCAUCUGGUCCCGGAAUCACCGCACCCUCCCCCGCGCUGGGAAGCUGAUUGUGGGUGUGUGGCUGGCCUCCUUCGGUCUCAGCACUCCCUACCUGGCUUUCCGGGAGACCCGUGAGGUGGAUGGGGGCAGGAUCAUCUGCAUCAGUAAUUACACCCUCUCCAGAGACUGGAAUGGAUCCGAGAUGCGGGAACUGGGCAGACAGGUCCACCAGGCUUUCUUCAUGGUUGAGUUCCUGCUGGGCUUCCUGCUGCCCUUCUGCACCAUCAUGGGAUGCUAUGUCCGCGUUGGGCUGAAGAUGAAAGAGAAGAAGCUGGUGUGGGCAGGGAAACCCUUCAAAGUCAUAGUGAUCGCGGUGGUUUCCUUUUUCCUCGGCUGGCUGCCCUACCACCUCUACUAUGGAUUGAAGCUCUACAAGGAGGAGACAGAGUUAGUGAGAGGCCCCCUCUUGAUCAUUUACAUCUUGUCAUGCAGCUUCAACACCUGCUUCACCCCCAUCCUCUAUCUCUUUAUGGGGGAGAAGUUUUGGCAGGUCUUCAGGACGUCUCUUGUCACUCUAGUCAAGGCGGGUUUUGCUGACGAUCUUGGCUGCAGUGGCCCCGAGUCUAGUGGAAGACAUGGGUCAGAAGCUGAGAACACAAAACAAGGUGGUCAGACUUAGGGAGAGUUGAAAACUUGACAUUCUCUUUGUCCCUAGAUUCCUGAUGGUUCUAAAUCCUAAUGGGUUCCAAGCAUCUAACUGUUCAUGAACCCUGUAAUGUUCCUGGAUUCUAGAUUCCCUCCUCUCUCUAGAAUCCCAUGCAUUCUAGGUCACUCAAUUUUUUCAAACUCAAUUUGUCCUCAAUGGCACCAGAUCAGUAGCCAGCCUCAGAAUCUUGUUUGUUUUAGAUCUCUCAAUGUGUUCUCACCUAAUUGAUUCUCUUGGAUUCUGCAUCACUAGCUGGUUCUGGAAUCUCCUUUAUUGGAAGCCUCUUAAUGUGUUCAAACUCAAAGUCUAAGAGUUCUAGAUUCCCAACUGGAUCUAGGACAUCAUUGGAUUCUAAACUGCUUUCAAACCCCAUAGAAUCCAACAGGUUCCAGAUUGUUUGCUAAAAGUCUCAAUGGGGUUCUAGAUUUCCAAAUGGUUUACAAUCCAUUAGGUGUGGUAUAUUAUAUAAGGGUCUAGUAUCAGGGGGUAGCUGUGUUAGUCUAGAUCUGUAAAAGCAGCAAAGAGUCCUGUGGCACCUUAUAGACUAACAGACGUUUUGGAGCAUGAGCUUUUGUGGGUGAAUACCCGCUUCGUCAAAGGGUCUGUAUAUUGCUAUAGUGAUAUCUAGAUCUUCUUUAGUGCUUGUCAUGAGUAGAUCUCAAAGAACUUUAGCAAGGAGGUCAGUGGCAGUCUUCCAGUUUUCACAAAUGGGGAAACUGAGGCACGGAGUGGGGAAGUGACUUUGCCAAGGUCAUCCAAUAGAACCUUUGGUCCAUCCAGUGGCACAACUCGGAACAAACCCAUGUCAACUGUGUCCCAGCCCAGGUCUCUGUCCAUGGAUCCCCUUAGAUUGUGAGCUGUCUGGGACAGACACUGUGUUUUUGCGCUGUGUUUUGUGAGGUCCUGAGCCAGGAUUUGGGGUUCCCAGUGCUACCAAAAUAAAAGAUAAUAAUAAAUAAUAAUUCCCAGGCAUUCCUUGAACUACAUACAUUCUGUAAGUUUUCUGUGGUGGCUCUGACAUAAUUUACAAACACUGUGUGACCCACUCACUGGGAUAUUUAGUGUGGAGAGUCUCUGCCUUAGUUUAAGAGUGACCAGUCAGGAAAAGAAGCCAGGAGAAUGAAGAGCGAAGAGCAAAGAAACCACCUGCCCAUGAACAUUCAGGGUGGUGAAGAGGUAACAUCCAAGCUAGUAACUGUAUUGCUGUAUGGAAUGUGGAUGACCAUUCAUAAUAUUAUGGAUACCAAUAUUAUGAAAUUGCAUGAAUUAUACCAGAUAUGCCACGUAAGAUAUUAGUGGUAAUAUAUGAUUUUCUAAAUAUAGUAAGUUUGUUUAUAUGUAUGUGUGAUAUAUGUAGUGUGAGUUAUAAAUAUGUGUGGUAUAUUGAUAGUGUGCUGUGUAUCUGGGUGAAACCCCCAGAUAGAUUGGCAUUAGCACUGCCUAGACUGUUGGAUGACUCAUCAAGGGAAAUCAAUUGUACAAUAAACCCACUGACAGAAGCCAGGCACUAUGCAUUUGAGUCAGCAGGACUUGUUGGGACAUGCCUGUGGACAGGAGACUCCUAGAGCUUUUCCGUACCUGCAUGCUGGGACCUUGUGUUUGGGACAGAGGAUGUACCCAGGAUAGAAGAUGGCAGAUGCACCUUCUCCAUUUUGUCUUCAAUCAUGCUUUCAACUCUGGAGUAACUUCUCUACAAACUGCACCUCUGAACAAAGGACUGAAUGACCAAUCCAAGCUUUGGGUGUGUUCCAGGGGGACUUUACAAGCCAGCAAAUUGACCACUGAUAAAUAGGCUUUGAAGUCUCUGUGUGUAUCUGAUUGCUUCGACCAUUUAACUCUCUGCUUCUUCUUUUUUUUCUGUUUACAGUAAAACCUUUGGUUUUAGAUGUUAAAGGAUUUGCUGGCAACAUGGAAUUUUGGGGGUAAAACCCAAACCAGUAUUGAUCUGGAAAUGUGGCUGG